AGGAUGUAACUAUAAUAAAUCUUAAUCAAUUAAACCCCUCUAGAUAAUAAUUAGAAAACGUGAUUAAUGGAGAAUCUAAUAAUCUAUCUAAUCCAGAAAAAGGGUUCAAAAGUGAAAAGAAACAAUGUGCAAUUCAGAAGGUGAAUGCAGACCUUUGGGUUUUCUAAUAGGUCUUCCUUUUUCAUUUCUCUGUCUCCUCCUCUCAAUCGUUGGCACAUUCGUCUGGAUUAUCGGAACAUUGCUUUCAUGCAUAUGCCCCUGUUUCUUGUGUCUCACGGUAGUAAUUGAAAUUGCGCUUGAAUUAAUCAAGGCUCCAUUGCAUGUCAUGACGUGGUUCAUCUCUAUGAUCCCAUGCUGAAUUCUCUUUCUUUUGCCAAUUUUUGUUGUUGUUUUGAUUUCAGAGUCAAUUAGGUUUUUAGGUUAUUAGGCCCCGAGACCUCUGAAAAAAAUUGCGUCCGUGUCGGCUAGCCACUUGUAAUUAAAAAAGUUGUGUCCGUGUCGGCUAACCACUUGUAAUUAGAAAAGUUGUGUCCGUGUCGGCUAGCCACUUGUAAUUACGUUUAGUAGUAUUGUGUUUCUCGGCUAGCCACUUGUAAUUACGUCUUGUAAUUAAAAAAGUUGUGUCCGUGUCGGCUAACCACUUGUAAUUAGAAAAGUUGUGUCCGUGUCGGCUAGCCACUUGUAAUUACGUUUAGUAGUAUUGUGUUUCUCGGCUAGCCACUUGUAAUUACGUUUACUAGUAUUGUGUUUCUCGGCUAGCCACUUGUAAUUACGUUUACUAGUAUUGUGUUUCUGAUAUUCGUGAUUCAUUAUUACUACAUUGAUGAUCUCUCUUAUACAUUUAUGUAUUAUUUUGAUUUU
Vicia villosa (hairy vetch) is the source of this 861-nucleotide messenger RNA. Its product is annotated as signaling peptide TAXIMIN 1-like. Bases 125 to 358 code for a protein of 77 amino acids. The record is from RefSeq and is a predicted model, not a curated record. The transcript is spliced from 2 exons. Lineage: Eukaryota; Viridiplantae; Streptophyta; Magnoliopsida; Fabales; Fabaceae.